Molecule: messenger RNA, 1901 nt
Organism: Geodia barretti
Lineage: Eukaryota; Metazoa; Porifera; Demospongiae; Tetractinellida; Geodiidae
Source: the annotation of a GenBank genome assembly
AUGCAGUUAGGAGAAUGGACGACGUCAGUAACAGUGGUACAGAGAAUGAGUGUGAAUUAGACACGGAGUUUAUAGCCAAUGAGUCAGCAGAAGGUGGCCAUCGGAGGAGGUGGAGAUGGAAAAGAUCAUCUGCUUCCUACUCUGCGGCCCCCCGCGACAGGGGAUAUGUGGUUUACGUGUGUAUGGUGUUAGCAGGGGCUGGAUUUCUCUUCCCCUGGAGCUCUUACAUCACUGCCAUCGACUACUUCUUUUUCCUCUACCGGAGGGAUUUCCCUCAGGUGUCUGUGGCAAUUCCAAUGACAUACCUGGUGUCAACAUGGAUCUUCACUGGAGUCAAUGUCUCUCUGGUGACUGCAGUUCCUCUGCAUGCCCGGAUUGGGCUCGGUUAUGUGCUCUUCCUCCUGUCUCUCAUUGCAAUACCGUUCAUUGAUCUGAUGGUGCACAGCUGCGUCCUCUCCAUUCAUGCUGCCUACUACCUCACCAUCUUCUCUAUUGCUGUAGUUGGCGUAGGCUCUGGAGUUCAACAGUCCAGCUACUACGGUCUAGCUGGGAUGUUGCCUCCACGUUACCCACAAGCAGUCAUGGUUGGGGAAAGUGUAGCGACUUCAAUUGUUUCAAUCACGAGAGUCAUCACCAAAUCUUCCACAACCAGCGAGCGGUUUGGAGCAAUUGCCUUCUUUGUGGUGUCCGUCUUUUUCAUCUUGGUGUGUGUGGGCUGCCAGCAGAUCAUCCGCAGCAGCUCUUUUGUCAAGAGCCACACACUGCAGUGCAGGCAAAGCUCUGAGCAUGACAAAGGAGGAGGGGAAAUGGAGCGGGUGAGUGACGGUGAGGAGGAGGCAGGGGACCAACUCAAGCUACUGCCAGUGGACACAAAGCAGAGCUCUGUCAAAGCCAAAAUCAAAGGUGAAUAGAGAAAAGUUUGUUUUUGCACGAGUGGAGCAUGCUAAACUCUCUAGCUGGCCUGCUCCUGCGAUGGGGAGUGGUGGUGGAAAUCUGGCAGUUGUUGGUGGCUGUGUUUGUAUCCUUCUUCCUAACUCUGCUCCUGUUCCCUGGACUGGUGUCUCUUGUACAGUACUGUCCCACUGGAGACUGGACUCCCAUCCUCCUUGUCGCCGUCUUCAAUGUCCCAGAACUGAUCGCUAAGUGGGUAGCUCUUCUCCCCCUCCGCUGGUCAUCAACUGGGCUAAUGACAGGAGCUCUCCUCAGAUUUCUCCUUGUACCGCCCAUUCUCCUGCUGGUCUCUCCAUCUCCCUCCCAACCAGUCAUAAGCUCUGGUACUUUGGUUUGGGCUAUCUUACUGGUAGCUCUACUGGGGUUCUCCAGUGGCUACUUUGGUUCUCUACCAAUGAUAGUCUUUUCUCGCCAGGUGAAGAAUGCCCAGCAUCUGGAGCUUGCAGGAACCAUUAUGACAUAUUCCUUGCUGACUGGUCUGAUGCUGGGCUCUGUUCUGGCAUAUUCCCUCACUCCUCUCACCUCUAUCGCCUCACAUUCUCCCUGUUCUUCCAAUGUCACUGAACUUUUCAACUCAUGCUCUCCUAAUGCUACAUACUUAUAACGAUAUAUAGUCCCUCUGCUCUGUCUGGCCUUUUAAUCAACAACCCAACAGAUGUAUAAUUGGUGAGCGGGAGCGAGCCAACCUAGUGGUACGAACGGCGCGAUUUUCCGUCGUCGUACGUCGUGUAGAGUAUAGGUGGGUAUCAUGAGACAGGGGGUAUUAUGAGACACUCGCUCAAAUCGAAGCAAAACUCACCCAAACUGUUCUGAGAGCGGUACUAAGUACGGAUCUCAUCUCACUGAAAUGUCGUGUGUAAAUAUUAAUGGUUUAUGCCUUUUUUUACUAUGAUCUCAUCUCACUGAAAUGUCGUGUGUAAAUAUUAAUGGUGUAUGCCUUUUUUUACUAU